AUGCUGCGUCGUGCGGUGGUCGUCGCCAGCCGUGUUGGCCCGCGCUCCGCAGCGCCUGGCCGCCCGUGGUCGCGUGCACCGAUCAUGGCGCGCGCCUUCUCGCUCGAUGCGAUCGCGGCCAAGACGACGAAGGACCUCGAUCGGUUCCGGGCGUGGGAUAAUGCCGAUGUCUUCUCGCCCAAGCUCUGGUUCUUGACCAAGUUUAACAUGUUUACAGUGCUCCACACGGCGUUCCCUGCGUCGACUUCGGCGUACGACAUUCCCGACUUUCUGGCCGGCGCCAAGGACGCGAUGCACACCGUGCUCUCGACGCUCUACUCGCGGGCCUUUUUCGAGGCCGUGACGACGCCGACCAAGACCACUGCGCCGACCGACGAGCUCGCGUUCCUGCACACGAUCAUGAGCCCCGAGUGCGUCCAGAUCUUCAUCGACGGCUUCACCGCGCUGCGUGCGAAUGGCGCCACCGGCUUUGAACUCACGCACCUCGAGAUCAAGGGCGCCCAUCUGGACGCGGUCGACCUCGCUGACGAUGCCAAGUCGGUGCGAUUGCACGUGCUCUUUUACACCGAAGAGCACAUUCUCACGACGGGCGUCGUCAACGGAGAAGAGCUCUCGGAGCCAUCAGUGCGCGACGACCAGUGCACGUGGGUCUUCGAGUCGUCGCUCCAAGAACCCCUCAAGUGGACCAUCGUUGGCAUUUGA
Saprolegnia diclina VS20 is the source of this 702-nucleotide messenger RNA. RefSeq lists its product as hypothetical. The coding region runs from base 1 to 702 and encodes 233 amino acids. Lineage: Eukaryota; Oomycota; Saprolegniomycetes; Saprolegniales; Saprolegniaceae. The transcript has a single exon. The record is from RefSeq and is a predicted model, not a curated record.